AUGGGCCCCUGUACCGCCUCCUCAUGCUGCUGCCAGGCCCGUAAUCUGCCAUGGGCCCCCGUACCGACUCCUCAUGCUGCUGCCAGGCCCGUAAUCUGUCAUGGGCCCCUGUACCGCCUCCUCAUGCUGCUGCCAGGUCCAGAGUGUGUCAUGGGUCCCUGUACGGCCUCCCAUUGCUGCUGUCUCCAUCGCCACACUCUGCCAUGUGCCACUUUCAGGUCUCCUCACACUGCUGGUGGGUUCCAUUUUGUCAUAGGGUGCUGUAUGGCCUCCCAUUGCUGCUGCCUCCACCGCCACACUGUGGCUCCACACUCUGGUUUUGGCCCCGUGACUGCCCAAAUGAGUGAAGUGUGUGCGGUGAUUCUAAGAUCGACGGCACUCAUCUGCAUGUCAUACUGACUGACAGUAUUAUUUCUCUUCCCCAGCAGACUCCAAGGGCAUUUAAAUUAAAGGUACAGUGUUCUGCACUAAUAUAA
Messenger RNA from Staurois parvus, 476 nucleotides. Lineage: Eukaryota; Metazoa; Chordata; Amphibia; Anura; Ranidae. The record is from the annotation of a GenBank genome assembly.